UGGGUAAGGCGUAACCCAGCGACGCCUGACGAGACGAGACGAGACGACUAGUUUCUACUGCCUGUGCCUGUUCUUCUCAAUUGCGGCGCAUACCAGAAUUUUGUUCCCAUCUUUCUCUCUCUCUCUCUCUCUCUGGGUUUUUUCCUCUCCCUCCGUCCCGUCCCCUCCCGCCUUGUAAUUUUGCCUGCCUGCCUGCUUGCCCUUCUGCCUCUCGCUGAUGCGGUUUGAUUUGAUUUGAUUUCAUUUGAUUUGUCCUUCUUUUCCAAGUCUCACGGGGCUGCACUGCAACUGCAACUUCCGGAAGUUCUUAUUACUCCAGAGAUGAAAUCUCCGUUCGGGAAGCUCAAAAAGAUCGGCCUUAACAAGGGCGACCAUAAGGAAACUUUGGAUCACCCAAUUCCGCUGCAUAUUGAUGCCUUAACUCAAGCAGCAAAGGAUAUGAGAGACAUGAGAACCUGUUAUGAUAGCUUGCUAUCAGCUGCUGCUGCCACAGCAAACAGCGCAUAUGAGUUUUCAGAGUCUUUGUUGGAGAUGGGGAACUGUCUACUGGAAAAAACUAUCAUGCAUGAUGAUGGAGAAAGUGGUGGAACAUUAUCAAUGCUGGGAAGAGUGCAGCUUGAACUUCAGAAACUUGUUGAUAGCUAUCGAUCCCAAAUUGUCAUGACAAUUACGAACCCAUCAGAGUCGCUUCUUAGUGAACUACGAAAAGUGGAGGAGAUGAAAUUACAAUGUGAUGAAAAAAGAGAAACAUUUGAAUACAUGUCGGAACAAUUUAGAGAAAAAGGGAAGUCAAAACAUGGAAAAGGGGAGAGUUUCACCUCACAGAAAUUGCAGGUUGUUCGUGAAGAAUAUGAUGAGGUCGCAAGGCUCUGUAUUUUUCGUGUAGAAUCACUGAAGCAAGGGCAAAGCCGGAGCCUGUUAACACAGGCUGCUCGUCACCAUGCUGCACAGCAGCUAAACUUUUUCCGGAAAGGUCUUCAAUCUCUUGAAGCAGUUGAACCUCACAUUAAGAAUGUUGCAGAAAAGCAACAUAUUGAUUAUGAUCUUUGUGAACCAAAUGAAGGACAGGAAGGUGAUGAAGGGAAUAGUUUCAAGAGCAAUGAUGAUGGAGAAUUAAGUUUUGAUUAUAGACAAAAUAAGCUCGAGCCAGAUAAUACUUAUGCUAUGAGGAACUCAAUGGAGAUGGAUCCUCAAAUACUCAGUCAACAACGCCGAGCAGGUAGUCAUUCUGCUCCAAUCUUCGCAGAGAAGUUUGAUCCAGCUGACAGAAAUAGGGAAGUGCGAAGUGCUGUGCCUAAACUUAAUACGCAUGUCCUGCCCACUCCAGCUGAUGCAAAGAGUUCAAUGGCAAGUAGUUCAACACCCCUUGCAAAUACUGCAGUGCCGGUUGGGAGCUCAAAAAAUCUGUGGCACUCGUCGCCACUGGACAUUGGGAAGCAAAAAAAGUUGAUGGAUGACCAUUUAUUAUCCGCACGCAGCUCUUCAAAAUCUCAAACAGUGCUGGAAGAGAGCAACAAUGAUAAACACUUGUUCCCACUGCCACGUCCUCUUACUGAGGGAGCUCCUCUCCCACAGUAUGAUACACACAGUGGAUUUGAAUCUAAGAAAAUCAAGAGGCAAGCCUUUUCUGGUCCAUUAGUUAGCAAAUCAUUAUCGAGCAAGCAGUUGUUGCCUACUAGUGGACCCAUUAGCUCUUCUGAACCACCUCAGGCAGUUUCUGGAUUGCUUUCUCAUGCAUCUGGUCCUCCUCAGGCUCCUUCAGUUCUUAAUGUGCCUCACAGCGUUUCCCCUCCCCCUGUUUCUUCACCUAAAAUUAGUGAGCUUCAUGAGCUCCCAAGGCCACCUGAAUCAUUUAGUGCUAAACCUGUACGUGCUACCCUUGGACACUCUGCCCCUCUGGUCAACAGAAUCCAAGAGGUGUCUCCAACGAAGAGGAAUAAUGUUCUAAGACAAUCAAAAGAAGGGUCUCCACUCCCACUUCCACAGUUGACAGUCUCUCGAAGUUUUUCCAUACCCUCUAGAAGUCAGAGGGAAAUGGUUUCACAUUCAUCAGAGAAACUAUUGGAACCUUCUCAAGCUGUGCAGAAUAAUACAGAAGUUGCUUCCCCUCCGCUAACACCUCUUACCCUGUCAAACAUGAAGUCACCGAUAUCUGGACAGAUUAGAGUGGUUGCAGGUAGCAGCUGAAUGAAUACACUCGUGGAAUGAAUAUUUACAGCAUUCUUUCAGGAUUUGGUGGGAUCUCAGUUUCUUGCUGGUGGUAAAUGCCUCCCGUCUGUUCAUACUAUAUAUAUAUAUAUGUUUUAUGACAGUUUCCGUAUAUCUUUGUAUUUUCUUCAAAUGCGGCCUCUGGUUGAUGGUGAUGAUGAUGAUAUAUAUAAGCUUCUUGAAGUUCUAACAGAGAAAUUCAUGGAAAUUUUGAGGUUAUGAUAUUUGUUGUUGUAGGGUGGGAGAGAUAAUUGUAGAUGAUGGACUGGUUAUUUGUUUGGAUGAAAUAUGAUAUUAGCUUAGUUGUUUGUUGGAUGAAAUGUGGUAUUAGUAUUUGUUUUAGUUUCCGGGUGGCAUUAGGCGUAGUUUGAUCAGAUUGUAUUUAUGAAUUUUAGAGAUCACAUAUGCACGUUUGUGAGAGUGGAUUGGGUCAAUUAGGGCAAUGAUAAUUAAGAAAGAAAGUGGUGGCUGGUUGAUGCUACUGGAC
This is a messenger RNA of Andrographis paniculata, 2695 nucleotides long. RefSeq lists its product as uncharacterized. Lineage: Eukaryota; Viridiplantae; Streptophyta; Magnoliopsida; Lamiales; Acanthaceae. The record is from RefSeq and is a predicted model, not a curated record. The coding region runs from base 322 to 2187 and encodes 621 amino acids. The transcript has 10 exons.